AUGCGUAGUAAGAGGAACCUCGAGACAAAGAAGCACUGGUCGUGGGCUGAUAACACUCAUCCUGAUGACAUUAACUCUACUCAUGUAAAUAAAGCGUUUUUGCUGUUACUCGCCAGAUGUAAACCUUUAUCUAACCAUCGCCAUUAUAACAAUCCAUUCUGCCUAUCUGGACUAGGUGAACAACGUUGGCUUCAAAACAAAGUCAUCCCAAUUGAAGUCCCAGAGCUAGAGCGUCGACAAACAAAUACUUUCUGUGGUUUGAAAAACUUAGGUGCAACAUGUUAUAUUAAUAGUCUCCUCCAGUUAUGGUUUCAUAAUUUAAAUAUUAGAAAUGCAAUUUUAAGUUGGAAUCCUGAGGAGGAUGAAAUUGAGAAGAAUAAUCAUACUCUAUGUACUGAAAAUAUAUAUGAGCCAGUGACUGCUGUGGGUCAACUACAAUUAGUAUUUGCGUUAAUGCAAUUUGGAAAAGAACAAACUGUAAAUCCAGAAGGGUUUAUUAAGUCUUUAAAAAUCGAUACAAGUAUUGAACAGGACGCUGAAGAAUUUUCCAAUUUGUUACUAACAACACUGGAAAGCAAAUUUGAAAAACAAACAAAUGUAUUCGUCAAAAAUAUGGUGAAAAAUAAUUUUUUAGGUGAAUAUCAGAGUGUAAUUACAUGCUUGACAUGUAAAUUAAAAUCAUCCAGGUGUUCAACAUUUAGAGAUCUCAGUUUAAACAUUGAGGGUCGACAAACUUUAAAUGACAGUUUGGAAGAUUACUUAAAAGAAGAAGUUCUCGACGGGGAUGACCAAUAUUAUUGUAGCCGUUGUGAAGGAAAACAAAAUGCUGUGAGGCAAAUGUGUUUGACUGCAUUACCUUCAGUGUUAAAUUUUCAACUAAUGCGUUUUGUCUACGAUAGACAAUCAAUGCAGAAGAAAAAACUAAACACGUUUGUAAAAUUCCCACAAACAUUAGACAUGGGGCAAUAUUUAAAUUUACCCGAUAAACCCAAUAUGUCUUCAGAAGAAAAUUAUAACUACAAUUUAUACGCAGUGCUCAUACAUAAAGGUCCUAGUGCAAAUUGUGGUCACUAUGUUGCCCAGAUCAAGGAUAACACAACAAAACAAUGGUACCAGUUUAAUGAUGGUAAAGUAGACAAGCUCAUUCUUAAAGGUAUAAAUUUAUGUACCGAUGAUUCUAAAAAAUUUAAAUCGAUGAAAACCAACAAAAAUUGCGUUGAUGAGUUUCAAUCAAAUGAUGCAUAUAUGCUGGUGUAUAUGAAAGGUACAAAGGCUGAAGAACUGAAUACCGAAUCAACCACCUGUGAGUUGUCACCUAGAUUGUCUCAAUUGGUAAAUUUUCAUAACAACAAUUUUGAAAAUAAAAUAUUAGAGAGUAAACAAGGUAAAGUAUUUGUGGAACAAAUGUUGGAUUUAAUCAAUGAAAUGAAACAUAGUCAAGUAAAAGAAAACGAAGGAGAUAUUAUCUCGUUACAGUGGUUAAAAUAUUGGUUGAAAUUGAAUCCUAAUGAGAAUGUCGAGAAAAUAAACAACGAUCCAAUUUUAUGUAAACAUAACUUACUGGAUCCAGAUAAAGUAUUUGAAGCCAAAUACAUUGGAUCAGACUUUGCAGAUAAACUGUAUCGUAUGUAUGAAGGGGGUCCAAGAUUGAAGUUAAUGUCAUCAUUAUGUCAAGUGUGCGUUAGGAACAAAUGCGCUUUAAUGUAUUCAAGAACUUUAGCUGCUAAACAUAAUGAAUCUAUCAAAUCAGUCUUAAAAAAUUGGUCUCCAACUAAUAAUUCAGACAGCGAAAAUAAAGAAACAUGUUACUGGGUAGGCAACAAAACAAUGAAAUUCUGGCAAAGAAAUUAUUUUGAGUCAUUUCAAACAUUUCUCAAAAAAAAAGACGUACUUCCUAAUACAACAUUUCCAAUCAGCCAUGAAACGUUGUCCGCAGUAUGUGAACCAUCUACCAUAUGGGAAGAAAUUAAUGUCAACGGAGAAACAAACAAAGAAAAUGUCAAUAUGGUCAAAGACACAGAAAAUAUGAUUAAACCUGUUAAUGAUUGUUGUAGAGAGGAGUGGGAUAACAUUUUUUUUCAAAAUACAUGCCUCGAGGAAAUAUAUCAGAACGAUGGUUACAAUUUUUUGCAAAUCGCAAAUAAUACUGAGCAGGUUCCGUGGGUAUUUAAUGGUGACAUUAUAUGCAUUCAUGGGAAUAUGACUAUUGAGAAAAAUGCAAAGACAUUAGUGCCGGAAAAAGUAAAAAAUAUGUUUCAAACUUAUUUUCCAAAAGCAUCAUUGUUUGUUAAAGGGACCAUACAGUGCCACAUGUGUAGGUGUGUGCAUAUUCGGGUUAUGAUAUGCAGGCUUACGCGUAUAAAUCUGGCCAAGGUAGAGGGUUUUUUUUUAAAUGAUUUUCUGAGGAAUGAAAACAGAUGUGUUUUUCCAAUACGUUCCCCAUACGCAUGUAUUUCUAUGAAAUUUUUAGAAGCUUUCCGAAAGUUUGUCGGAUUUCCAUUAAAAGAACCAAUCCCCAGGUUGAUCAAGAAUAAAAUACUGCUUUGCAAUGACCACAAUAAAUUGCUUUAUCAUCCAAUGUCGAGUUUGAAUCCAACACAUCAUGACUAUAAUAAAAUGGUGCUUGUAACAAUGGAAGAAUGGGAAAGGCUUUUACUGUGCUAUGAUGCCGAUUUUGAAAUAUUUGUGUUCUUUGAUGAUCAAUGCUUGUUUAAAUCAUCAUACCCAGAAUUAUGUGGAACUUGUUGUGAGAAGAAACUGCAUGAGGAUAAAAUGAAUCAUUUGAAAUACAAUGAUGCACAAAUAUUCAUCCAAGUGAUCAAUAUUGAAGAUCAGAAUUUGAUGUCUGGCAACUGCUCAAAGAAAUUCAAACUAGACACUACUGUGUCUGUGAAUGACACUAGUGGCUCGGAUACAGCCUCCACUUCAAAGAACAGUAACAAUCAAGCAUCUCAGCCCGGAACCAGAAGGAGUGAACGGAAACAAAUGCCAAAGGUUGAGUCAGUUAUAGUCUCUUCCGACAGUUCGUUGCUUCAUCUCAAAUUAAAGAUCAUGGAAGUAUUUCAUGUUAAGCCCGACAAUCAAUGUUUAAAAACACCAGAUGGAAUAGAGUUGCUGAACGAUGAAGCAACCAUGGAAGACCUUAAAAUCCUUCCUGAUUCGGUGAUACUAGCACAAUUUGAUGAACAAGUAACACUUAUGCCAGAAGUUGUUAUUGCAAAAGAGACGGGGUUUAAAGGUACUGAACUCAUGAGUUCAAAUUUCUGA
Messenger RNA from Macrosiphum euphorbiae (potato aphid), 3267 nucleotides. The record is from the annotation of a GenBank genome assembly. NCBI's taxonomy places the organism in Eukaryota, Metazoa, Arthropoda, Insecta, Hemiptera, Aphididae.